Hevea brasiliensis (rubber tree) is the source of this 1476-nucleotide messenger RNA. RefSeq names its product probable phospholipase A2 homolog 1. Bases 868 to 1320 code for a protein of 150 amino acids. The transcript is spliced from 4 exons. Gene Ontology annotation, molecular function: calcium ion binding; A2-type glycerophospholipase activity. Lineage: Eukaryota; Viridiplantae; Streptophyta; Magnoliopsida; Malpighiales; Euphorbiaceae. Gene Ontology annotation, biological process: pollen development; pollen germination; lipid catabolic process. The record is from RefSeq and is a predicted model, not a curated record.
AUUUGGUAUUGAAUCCCCUCAAGCAGGGUUCUAACUUACGAGGUGGAGAAAUGCUAAUUGGCUAUAUAUUUUGUGUAGACUAGCUGAGCAUAUGUUAUUAUGUAUGAUGUGUUUGUGAAUCAAGUUGCUUUUGUUGUUUUUUCUUUAUUUUUUCAGUGUUGAAAUUUAUCUGAUGCUGACAUCUUUAAUAAACAAUCAACCUGACAGUUAGUCUUUCAUCGGCUUUGCUACUGGUACUAAAACAUCCAUAGAAGUGAAUGCAGUUUUAGCCAAUUCUCCCUGCAUAAUUUAGCUUGGUACUGAAUUGCAACUUUAGAAGUAAGCUUGCUGGUUGUCAAGGACUGGUAGAUGCUCAAAUCUUAUUCGGUGCGUGGAUCUGCUGAGAUUGUGUUCUCAUGGCAUGAUAAUGAGCCAUGGCGCUGAAAUUAGAAUGAAUUUGACAACAUCUAGGAAUUGCAUUCAUGAUAACCGUGGAUCUCAAAAAUUUCCCUGGAUUAUAUAGGACUACCGAUGCCUAUGUUGGCUUUUGAGCUUCAAUUGACUGAGCUGAUAUAAAUCGAUUAAUCCUAAUGCGUCGUUCUCUGAGAUAAUAUAAAUGGCCUUUUGAGCUUCAACUCUCUGGGCCUUUAGUCCAAUGAUUUCGGGUUUUUCUCUGAGCGCGGCCAAUAACUGCUCAAGGUCCAGGUCCGCAGGGCGAUUUGGCAUUGGCUGCACUGUACACCCGCAUGUGCUGACAAGGCAUUUGCUGAUUCGACGAAAGAGCGUCAUCCCAUUGCUGAUCAACGAAUUUCGAUCGAGUAAGAAACCUACACGCGGACAAGAAGAAGCAACUUUCAGGAGCCAAAAUCGAUACAGCAGUGGAAAAGAAUGCUGCUCGAUUCGUUUGUUCCUGUUAGAACUCGCGCCGCGGCAGUAGUAACAUUCGCCAUCGUUUUCAUCUUUCUCUCCUUUUUCGCCGACUCCGCUAAAAACGAUUCUCAGGUGAAAUGCAGUAGAACUUGCGUUGCGGAGAACUGUAAUUCGAUCGGGAUUAGAUACGGAAAGUACUGUGGAGUAGGGUGGACUGGCUGUCCUGGGGAGAAACCAUGUGACGACCUGGACGCCUGUUGCAAGAUUCAUGACGAGUGCGUUGAAAAGAAAGGUUUAAUGAGUAUCAAGUGCCAUGAAAAGUUCAAGAGCUGCAUAAAGAAAGUGAAGAAAUCUGGAAAGGUUGGUUUUUCUCGGGAUUGCCCUUAUGAGACAGCUGUACCUACUAUGGUACAGGGUAUGGAUAUGGCAAUUUUGCUGAGCCAGUUAGGUAGUCCAAAGAUUGAACUCUGAUUUCUCUGUGAAGAGCAUUAGCUGUGCUAUUUUACUCAUUUUUUCACUAAGCAAAAUGACUUCUUUCAAGAAUUAUGGACAUUGGUUUUCUUUCUCCAUGAUUUUUUGUUAGCCUACCAGUUCUGAAUACAGAAAUUAUACUCUAAUUUUUUUCAA